This is a messenger RNA of Sabethes cyaneus, 1223 nucleotides long. RefSeq names its product leucine-rich repeat-containing protein 19-like. The coding region runs from base 40 to 942 and encodes 300 amino acids. Gene Ontology annotation, molecular function: protein binding. The transcript has 2 exons. NCBI's taxonomy places the organism in Eukaryota, Metazoa, Arthropoda, Insecta, Diptera, Culicidae. The record is from RefSeq and is a predicted model, not a curated record.
CUCUGUAGUGGCACAGUCACAAUAAAGAUAAUUGAGCAAAUGGAGCAGUUUUACGUCUCGUUAACAUUUUUGACAAUAAUUUUCAAAGUGUUGGCAACUCCAACGCCGAUCGAAGUAAGCUGUACAAAACAUGACGCAGAUCGUCACUGUAUUAUCAGCAACAUAACCUUGAAAUCAACAAGUGCCUCCCAGUACAGCUUUCCAAAGGAGUCGGUAAUCCAUCUGGAGAAUUGCACCAUUGAUUAUUUCUCAUCGAAACUCGCCGAAAAACUAUCGGAUGCCACCGUUGAACUAUCGAUCGUUGACGGAAAUGUACCCAAAGUAUAUGUGAAGCCCACUUUAAAAACAUUAACUAGUUUACGGUCGGCAACCAGUGUAGUGCUUAUCGAUGCUGUUGAAAAUCACAACUUGGAAGUGCUGGACAUAGCAGGAGACUUGCAUGCUGUUCCGAAAAAAGUUCAACAUCUAAAAAAUUUACAAGUUUUAGAUUUGUGCAGGAACCAAAUCGAACAGGUAACGUUGGAUCACUUCCAAGGCUUAAAUCACCUUAGAAAGUUGAACCUGGGACAAAACCGUAUCAACUCGAUUAGUUCAUCCAGCGACGUCAAUCUGCCGGCCCUGACCGAACUGUUCCUGCAGGGCAAUCAGCUCCGCACGCUGGAUUUGACUCAUCUUAAAGCGGAUAAUCUGCAGCGGUUCUACGCGUCGGAAAAUCAGCUUACCCGUAUCGAUGGCUUUCCUGGCCGCCGGUUUUCCAGCCUGGUACGAGUAGAUCUCUUCCGCAACGAGUGGAAUUGUGAAUGGCUGAAGGAAACACUGCAAACACUGAACGAUACCGAGGUGGAGACCCGUAGCUAUCUGCCGAAGACCGAACAGGAUUGCGAUGAGAGGAGCACGGUUAAAGUAGACGCAAUAGAAUGUCAGGCUGUGGGAAACGCUUAGCCAGGGGAUUACUGAUAGGUGAUAUUUUGUUAAAAAUAAACGAGUAAAUCUUUUACUUUUCAUAGUUUCCUUAUACCUAAGAGCUCUGAAAUAGUAAAAAUCAAAUGACACUGGAGUAGAAAUGUUGGCAAAAAUUCUAAGUAGUGUAGAACCGAACACACAAUUUAUAAACUUAAUCUCUUCCAUUCUGAAAUAGUAUUGUAAACUAAUCUUUCGCUAACAAAUUUUUGCGCUGCGCUUAUUGCUCAAUAGAAAGUUGUACGAAGCAGAAAAUUGAGCUU